This is a messenger RNA of Suillus discolor, 541 nucleotides long. RefSeq lists its product as uncharacterized. The record is from RefSeq and is a predicted model, not a curated record. Lineage: Eukaryota; Fungi; Basidiomycota; Agaricomycetes; Boletales; Suillaceae. The transcript has a single exon. Bases 174 to 461 code for a protein of 95 amino acids.
CUCUAUGAAGGUCUUAAUCACAGCGUUUAAGUUCCCACCUGUGGCCCGUCCCUUAACAGCCUUGGAUUCUCGCAGCUGUCACAACAAUUUUGACAAGGAGCAGCAAAAAGAUUCUGAAACUUCGUGAAGUGUUUUAAUUCGAUGAGCCGGACCCAACUUUCCGGAGCAAAGACAUGGUCCAUUCAUGCGGUGUUCCAAUUCUCUUUUGGUGCUCUAGCGCUGCGAUAAGGAGUCGCUGGGUUCACUGGCUGAAACUUGUAGGACCAGUCGCCUCCAGUCCCUCGGUAGCUGCAGAUUAUUUACCCAGCCUCCCGCUGAGGUCUUGGAUAGGGUCGAUCUCAUGUUCCGAUUCUCUUCUGGUAAUGCUGCGGAUAGAGUGUUCGUGCCUCAUGAUCCGUUUCGUCGCCCCUUCGCCCAUUUGUCCCGAUUUUUUUUGGUGCAAGGUUAGGUUAUCGUGGUAAUGUGAACUCGCCUCCGCCAUCGAAAAUUCAGUAUUUUAUCCCACCAGAUAUUCCUAGCUAGUCAGUUGAUCUUCCCCCCU